AUGCCCCGAUACGCCAAAGACCAGCCCACCGGCUUCCGAAACGUCAUCGAGCGAGUCGCCAUUGUCGGGGCCGGAGGCACCGUUGGAUCUCACCUUGCUGCAGCACUCCUCAAGACCGGAAAACACACAGUCACAGCCAUAUCUCGCAAAGACAGCUCCAACAAACUCCCCGCGGGCGUCCAAGUCGCCGCAGUCAACUACGACGACGAGUCUACGAUUGUUGCCGCUCUCGAGCACCAACAAUUCCUCAUCAUAACCAUGUCACCUACCGCUAGCCGAGAUACCCACAGCAAGCUUGUCCAGGCGGCCGCCAAAGCUGGUGUUCCCUACGUGAUGCCGAACGAAUACGCCGGGGACAUUGAGAACGUGAAGCUCGGUGAGGAUAUACUAUUGGGUCCUACAGCCAUCGCCAACAGAGAGGAGAUCGAGAAGCUCGGCAUGCAAUGGGUUACCGUGUGCUGUGGGUUCUGGUACGAUUAUAGCUUGGCGGGCGGCGAAGCACGAUUCGGAUUCGACUUUGACAAGCGUUCUUUGACGAUCUACGAUGAUGGCAACACCAAGAACACGACGUCAACGUUAUCGCAGGUCGGGCGCGCAGUGGCCAAGGCACUGAGUCUCAAGGAGCUUCCGGAGGACGAAAAUGACAAGAGCCUGACACUGUCGACGUUCCUUAACAAGGGCGUGUACAUCAAGAGCUUUGUGGUCAGUCAAAACGAAAUUUUCGAGAGUGUCAAGCGUGUUACCGGGACUACGGACGCCGACUGGACAAUUACGCACGAGGCCACGAAGCAGCGAUACGAGGAUGGAUUGGCGCUGGUUAAAGGUGGCAACAUGGCUGGUUUUGCUAAAUUGCUGUUCGCAAGAGCGUUUUAUCCGGAUGAGCCGAGCGAAUUUUCGGCGAAGGCGCUGAAUGGGAUCCUUGGAUUGCCGGAAGAGAACCUAGAUGAGUCGACAAAGGUCGGGAUAGAUAUGGUGAAGGAGCUGCAGAGCCGUGCUGAGCGUAUGGCUUCCUGA
This is a messenger RNA of Aspergillus affinis, 1014 nucleotides long. RefSeq names its product aromatic alcohol reductase. Bases 1 to 1014 code for a protein of 337 amino acids. NCBI's taxonomy places the organism in Eukaryota, Fungi, Ascomycota, Eurotiomycetes, Eurotiales, Aspergillaceae. The transcript has 2 exons. Gene Ontology annotation, molecular function: oxidoreductase activity. The record is from RefSeq and is a predicted model, not a curated record.